CUUCAAGGAUGCACUGUGCACUGCUGCUUGUGUCCCUGUGGGCUCUGACUGGAACGGUGUUCCUGCAGUCUACAGGGUCGUGCCCAGAGAGACUUCUGGGAGAGGAGAGGAGGAGGACGUGCCCUCGGCCAUGCAAAGCUGACAGAGACUGUGGGAACAAGCGCCAGUGUCUGUGUGACGGCCAGUGUGGUCUCAGCUGUGUGGCUCCAGGUCGUACUUGUCCCUGGCCUCUACCCCCUAAUGAAAAUUCAGUAGCUCGGCUCCUCUCUCCCACUCACUCCUUUUCUGCCCUGCUUGAAGUGCGCUGCAAGCCUGGAUUCACGUUGCCCAAUGGCUUGGAGGCCACUAUUCGUCGUUGUCAAGGUGACCGACAGUGGAGUGGGGAUGAACCCAUCUGCACAGAGACUCAGUCACCUGAGCCUGCUGCUGCACAAACCUGCCCUCUGCCUGAGGAAGUCACCAGCACCUUCAGCAUCCAGGGCAACGCUACUGUUGGAACUUUCAUCCACUACAGCUGCCUGUCUGGAGCGGAUAUAGUGGGGAGCAGUGAGAAUUUCUGUCAGGAUAAUCAGACCUGGCAGUAUCCUCACCCCAUCUGUAAGAAAGUGUACUGUCAGCCUCCUAAAGAAGUGCAGCAGGGCUAUGUGGUGGCUGUUCAGAAGACUGAAUAUGAGGUGGGCUUUGACAUUCACUACCUCUGCAAGAAGAACUUCCUGCUGGACGGACCCCGGAAGGUCACCUGUCUAUCAAACGGUAGCUGGAGUGCAUUGCCACCAUACUGCAGAGCUCGCUGUCUCAUCCCUGCUGAGAGAAGCCGUGUGGUGACUGGAGGAAUGAAGCGCUGGCCAUUUGAUGUGACAGAUGCCAUGGUUCCUCAUGGGGAAAAUGUGACUUUUUACUGCAAACAUCCUCACAAACUUUGCAGUUUCACUGCAUCCCAGACCUGCUUUGAUGGAAAACUGCAGCCACCAGCCUGCUACCUUGAACCAACAUGGUUGCAGUAUAAACUCUUCCCACAUCGACUGGUCUCAGAGAUUGAAGCAUGUGAGCCUGGUGAUGUGGAGUGAUGAUUUUGACACCAACUAACACCCAUGACACUGUGUCACAGUGCAAACACCUCCUGACACACACCAGUGCCCUAUUCCGUCAUCCUGACCACUCUCCACCUUCAACUAUCUUUGCUAUGAUUGUGGUCUGUUAGACAUCUCUUAUGGAUCAGCAGGUUGUCUCUCCUGUGCUCGUUGCAUAACAGGUUAGAACAGCAGGGCCUCCUGCUCACUAUCAAAGUACAGGCAUAAUUUUAACCUCAAGUGUUACUUUGAUUCUCCUCCUGUGUGAACCAGUAUAUACUGUAAUGCUAUCCAUAGACCUCCAUGAUGAUGUACAGUAUAAAUAGUAUAAUGCAUUUGCUGCACUAGUUACGCCUGUGAUGAUACCUUGGUGUAGCCUAACUCAUAAUGACGCUGUGAUUUCUCACUGUGUGACCUUUGUUUCUUCUGUUGAACCUGACACAUCAAGUCUUUAAGCUUGUUAAGUUUAAAAAAUGUGAGUUAUUUGAAAUAAAAUAAUACCAAAUUGUUUGCUCUUUGGUUUCCUUUUAACUGCACAUAAGGUUGUGCUGGGUGAGCUCAGGCCCAUUUUCUCCAUCCUCCUGAUCUCCUUCUUGCCUUGCCCCCCAUCCCUCAGGCUCUCAGGCGUGCAGCGCCUUUCUGUGCAGGCUGCAGGUUCAACCAUACUCAUAGGCUGAACAUGGUUACUGGUCGGACCCGGUAGGCUGCGACACCAUAGCAACUCCCCUUGACCCCUCCCUCCUUCAGCAUUCGCAGCAUCACCCUUUACACUGCACAGUCAUAUUUGGUCCUCCGGAAAUAUCCUCAGCUCGGAAAUAUAAAUAGGUAUGCCCUAAAAUGGAUUCUCAGUUGGCUUCAGUCCUGACCAGUGGCAGCCUGGAUGUCCAAAAUGGCAGCCAGUGUUCAGAGGUAUCAGGGCCAUUGACAGAGGUUUUCUUGGACUCAAAGGACAAAACCUCAACCAAUUCUGUCCCAGGUAACCUCCAGCCAUGCCCUGUCAAAGCAGCAGUGACCAUCAGACAAGACACUUCUUCAAUCAAUGGGAAAAAGCCAGAGGUGGGCGGGACUUCUAAGCCAGCCUCUCAGGAAAUAAGCAAGAUUGGUGGGUUCAGGCAGCCAAUUACAGUAAAGACAGGAGUGCCUGUUCUGCGCAGCCAUCCAAUAAGAAUCAAAAUUGUUGUUCCUUCACGGUGCAAGAGGCCAAUCACACACCCCACCAUCAGCCUGACCAAAGACUUUGCUCACUCACAUUUUAGACGACCUGUUUUAGUCUCAUCUGGAGCAGUGAUCACAGAAAAAAACAGGAGUAAAAUCCAUAUAUCUGCUGUUAAGAAUGAAGGGGAGAUCAAUGAAGUUACAAAUCAAAAGACUGAGCAACCUAAACCGGAAUCAUUCCAUGGGAUGGAAGCAGGGACGGGGGAGAAAAUGUGCAAAGAGAGAGAGAUUUUUGAUGCUAAAAACAUCCACACUGAUGUGUCACAAACACCUUUUAUCUCCUGCAUUAACACAGUAAAAAUAUUGAGUCAUCAGGGGAUUAAAGAGGAAACUGCAGAGAGAGAAACUGAGAAAAGUAUUCCUCUAAUUUUGCACGAGAUGGAGUCUUCUAAGAUGUUUGAUGAGGUUGUGACAGAGGAGCAGACAGAACCACUGGACCUGAGUUUGCCCAAGAAAAAAGAGAG
Monopterus albus (swamp eel) is the source of this 2749-nucleotide messenger RNA. It is a transcript of the gene ntd5, whose product is annotated as ntl-dependent gene 5. Bases 9 to 1067 code for a protein of 352 amino acids. Lineage: Eukaryota; Metazoa; Chordata; Actinopteri; Synbranchiformes; Synbranchidae. Gene Ontology annotation, molecular function: peptidase inhibitor activity. Gene Ontology annotation, cellular component: extracellular region. The transcript has 9 exons. The record is from RefSeq and is a predicted model, not a curated record.